Molecule: messenger RNA, 1241 nt
Organism: Stylophora pistillata
Lineage: Eukaryota; Metazoa; Cnidaria; Anthozoa; Scleractinia; Pocilloporidae
Biological process (GO): homophilic cell-cell adhesion
Cellular component (GO): extracellular region; membrane
Molecular function (GO): calcium ion binding; protein binding
Source: RefSeq, a predicted model, not a curated record
UUAUAACUUCGAGCGACACACUUCUAGUAGAAACUUCCAAUUUCUCUUUUUGGACGCCUGAAACAACAAAUAUUAUAGGCCGAAAGCAUAGAACGACCUUCUGGCUUUAUUGUUGGCGGGAAAUAAGAAGAAAAAGUUCGAGAGUACCGUUGAUUGAAAUCUCAUCGACGUGACGACGUAUUCCAGUUGACUGUAGCAACGAAAGAAUCUUGCCGCUAAAAUAAUUCUAAAUUGGAUAUUAUUGGAAUCCAUCAAGUCAUCAAGAUCCCAGCUGAUAUCUCUUGGAUUGUCUGUAAAUGGCUCGCUAUCAUAGCGUUAAAAAUUGGCGAACUGGGUUGAUUUGCUGUCUACUUUUGAUUCUUGCGAAACAAGCUCAAACCGUACCGAGCCACGGCAGUCAGAACUUUCUUGGUGUUAACUACUGGAACAAUCGUUAUUUCUUAGGCCAUACAGAUUGGGAAGGUUUCUGGAAUAAUAAUAAUGACGGAAGAAGAAUGUACAAUCGUGCCUACUCUGAGACGAGCGGAAGCAGUUGCGGAGGUUGUUCCUGCAGCAACCAAUUGCAAGAAGCCACUUGCACUGGUCCGACCGUAAACAUUAGGAACAGAGGAGUACAAAAAUUAAAUCCUGAAAACCUAGUUGUCAGCAUUACAGAAAUUACAAUUUUUGAGUCUGGCUUGAAGUAUGUAAAUGCCACAGCUUUCCACAAUCUGACAGGCCUAAAAAAGCUAAAUUUGGCACAGAAUGAACUAACUGACUUUCCAGACAUAUCCAAGAAUUCUCUCCUGGAAGAACUUGAUUUGUAUGCAAAUAAAAUUCAGUUGUUCAGCCACAACUUCACCAGCUUCCCAAAGGCCUUGAAAAGAAUUAUUUUGAUUGACAAUCUGAUAGACUGGAUUCCAAAUGAAUGGUUUGAUUUGCCUCAACUGGAAUACAUAGCAUUAAGCAAGAACAAGUUGAAAAAGUUUCCUUCAGAUUCCUUCAUAAACUGCCGCUCACUGCGUUACCUGUCAGUUGAUCAGAAUGAGAUUGGCCGCCUUUCAGUUCCAAACAUGCAACCCUUCUUUGGAAAUGACUCUGCACUUGUUCAUCUGAAUGCAAGCAACAACCACAUCUCUGCUAUAUCAACUGGGGCAUUCUCCAACUUGAUUCACCUUAAAGUUCUUGAGUUACAUGUGAAUCACCUGGAAACCAUUGCAACUAAGGUGUUCUAUGAAAUACCAGAGCUGCUGCAUCUGUAA